AUGUUUAUUUUAUUUAUAAUUUCGAAAUUCGCUUUGGGAUGUCAAAUAAAUGGUUAUGAAUCAGGGGUUUGUUCACAAAGAGUCCAAAUAUCUGAUGGAGUAGAAUUCUGUAAUUACGAGCUUGACGAUUAUAUUUGUGUUCCUGAACUGAGAAAAUUAUGGCCAGAUCAUACUAUUGAAAGUAGAGACAAAGAAAUUCGAUUGGAUUUCGUGGCCUAUAUCAGGGACAGAUUAGUUUAGGAAAUCAACGGGGAGGUAGAUAGCGUGUUAAUCAAAGACGAUACCUGUUACAAGGCAUAUAAGCAAUUCUUGUGUAAAUGGAAUUUCCCUCCUUGUGACUAAACUACAAAUCUGACGAUUCCAAUUUGUCAGAGCUACUGCACUUCAUAUUAUGAAAAUUGCGGAUUGAAUUUGACGCCCUGUCUGCAAUAUUUCUAGAAAUUAGUAUAAUUAAUCCAAUUAUUAUUAAGAAACCAGGUUUAGAUUAAAAUUGCUGAUAUGUUUUAUUUAUAAAUUUUUAUUAUUUUUAUGAAAUCAUUAUCGGUAUCUAAAUACUAUAACAAUAAUAGUUUAUUGACUCCUGACAAACGAUUGAGUAGAUAAACAACCUAAUCAACUUAAAAAAAAGAUGCGCUUUCUGUCUAAAGCUAUUUCUCUGAAUAAUCUUAUCUUAAAUCGGAGGCUUCGAAAAAGGAGAUAAUCAGAUUGAUUAAAUCCACUGUCGACAGCAUCGAUAAAAACAUUGGCAUGAGAGAGUUGAAUGUUAUUUUGACUAAAUUGCUUGCGGGAUUGAGUUCUUGUAUCAAUGAGUAGGAUAUGUCUCUCAUCUUGAUCUAACUUAUACAAUCAAUCAAGCAAAUUAUACACAACAAUUAAACCAAUGAAAAACAGGUAUAUGAUUAAGAAAGGGCUCAAUUAUUGAUACAAUUAUAACAAUUAGAAUAAUAAUCCAAAGAGAACUAAUUGAAAUUCGAAAAUAAGCUCAAGGAAUACGAAAUACAACACAGAGUCUUGCAAUAUUAAGAUGAAUUGAAUCAAAUGAAGAAGAAUCAAGGCAAUAAAGAUAACCUCCAUGAUCGCAAUAAAUUAAAAGACUAAAUCAAGGAAAUGCAAUAAAAAAUGCUUACACUAUCAGAGAAGGAGCGUAAACUAAUACAGUUGGUGAAGGCAGUUAAAUCUAGAGGAAUAGAUGUUGAAAAGAUUUAUAAGAAUCUUAAUGUCUUCAGCAGUAAAAAUAGCAAAAGAACAAGUAAACAAUCGAAUUCAGAAGUUGAAGAUAUUUCAUUCACUGAAUCGAAUCUGGCAGACAACUCUUAAUUAGAUUAUAGUGUUGGGAAUAUUAAGAGACAUGCUAAAUUUGUAAUUGAUUGA
Molecule: messenger RNA, 1371 nt
Organism: Paramecium tetraurelia
Lineage: Eukaryota; Ciliophora; Oligohymenophorea; Peniculida; Parameciidae
Exons: 4
Molecular function (GO): protein binding
Source: RefSeq, a predicted model, not a curated record